UGUAAACUCAAAAUGACUAGCGUAAUGUCUCUGCCUUUCUUACCGGAAGUGGGGGAGCCAAGGAAUGCAGUUAGCUCACGACCUCACGAUUCCGAAACUUCGAACUUACUCAGUUUUGUGGACAUGGCGUCUAGCAACAUCAAACUUGCUUUGGACAAACCUUCCCGGUCAAAAAGAAAAGUGAACCACAGAAAAUAUUUACAAAAGCAGCUAAAGCGGUGCGGAAACUCAUCUACUUCUCACUCAGAGGGCAGGCAAGUCGACAUACAGGGCGCAUUGUGUAAUGGAGGCCAAACGAAAUGCUCGCGAAAGGAAACAACGCAAAUAGGACUACAGAUCAAGUCCCUCCAGGCAUUGUUUGACCCUAAAACAUUACACGAAAAGUGUUGUACCGACCAAACGACAAAACCUACUUCAACUACUAAAGUUCCGCUACGAAAACGCAACUUGCCUCCAUCAUUUUUUAUUGAACCCGCGUCUAGUUUAGAGGGAAUAGAUCCUGACCAAGUCUUACAGGCCACAGAGAACACACAUACAGACUUACAGUUAUGCUCAGACGUGACAAAUCAUGAAUUUCCGGCUGACACGCUGGAUUCAAUACUCGGACAAACCGAGCUACAGGAACUCCUCGCCGGACCAUGGACUGACUCCAUUCGGGACAAUUUCUCCAUGCCUCGUUGUGACCACAGCCUCGAUAACUGUAGUCCUCGUUCAUUCUCUGACAGCUCCGACGGUAUGUCCAGUAGUGCGUCAGUGUCACCGGGAAUUCCCGGCCAGAGUUCAGAUUGGAUCGCAAACUUUCUUUCACAACAAACUGGAAACUUUCAAAACUCAUCAAUGUUUGCAGACGGAUAUACAUCCGCUCAAAAUCCGUUAAUUCCUAUUGGUGAUAGCAGAAUAGGGGAUGUAACGGACAGCCAGUCCCUUGAGGACAGACUCUUUAUCGAACAGACAUUCCCAGGACAGACAUUUUCUGGUAGCAACGGGACUCCAUGUGACACGACUCCUUUACCAACAUUUCCUCAGGCGUUUUGUAGUAGUGCUUCACUUCAGGAAAACUUCCAGAACGUCUACCCAUGGUCAGAUGCACAGAUCCAACCAUGUUACACAUACUUAUGA
Messenger RNA from Mizuhopecten yessoensis (Yesso scallop), 1119 nucleotides. RefSeq lists its product as uncharacterized. The record is from RefSeq and is a predicted model, not a curated record. NCBI's taxonomy places the organism in Eukaryota, Metazoa, Mollusca, Bivalvia, Pectinida, Pectinidae. The transcript has a single exon. The coding region runs from base 13 to 1119 and encodes 368 amino acids.